Molecule: messenger RNA, 1715 nt
Organism: Porites evermanni
Lineage: Eukaryota; Metazoa; Cnidaria; Anthozoa; Scleractinia; Poritidae
Source: the annotation of a GenBank genome assembly
AUGUCCGGUUCUGUCAUCAAGACCUUCGCCGAUGAGCGUCUAUUGACUGGCAAACUCGGUAUUUCUUUUUUCCCUAUCUUUCGCUCUGGGGUAGCUGUCAAGGGAAACUCUAUUGUUCUCGAGACAUAUCCCAGCUCCAGACGAUAAAAUUUCCCCGAGGUAAGUUACCUGGGGAAAAAUCGGUCAUACUUAAAAAAUUGAGUUUGCCGAGGUAAACUAUCAACAAGUCGACUUUACCUAGGUAAAAAUUCUGUAGUGUGACCACAGCUAAUGCAAUCAAUUAUUGUUUUAUAGUUUUGUUACUUGUACUCGUGGCUUUCCUUGGUAUAUCUGUACCUUAAAAAAACCAGUUCCAACCUCUCUUUGUUUACUUUCUUUUUUUUUCAUUCAUUUUUCCUUUUUUUUUGAAAAUAGCAAUACCUUUGUUGAUGAGGGGAAAAACUUAGGUGAUGGCAAGAAUUUCCAAUUCAAGCAUGGGUAUAAUACAGAAUGUACUAACUUGAUGGAUGUUGUGAAUUAUUUCACCCUUUUUGGCACUACCCUAAAACAUUUUGUUUGCCUUACAUUACAGCGAACAAGUGUUUGUUUACAAAACUGCAGGAAAGGUAGACAAACUUGCUAAGGUGAUAUACCUGCGACCAAAGGACAGCAAUGACACUAAUGGUAACCCAUUGCUUUCUUUCAUAUUGGAUAAGAAUGUUAAGGAUAGGUUAAUAACUAAAAGUAAGUCUGACAUAGAUUUAAAAUAAAUGUAUUCAUUUUUGAUUUGCCUUUUUUAAUUUGUAGAUAUGUACUCUUCCCUACAACUUUCAAAAAAGUUGUCCUCUUGUAGUAAUGGCAAUGACAUACCACUUCCAGCUGAGACUUCUGUUGGGCAUAACAGCUUCAGUAAACUUACGGUGACCAUUAAUAGUAGUGACCAGUAAUAUUACGAUGACCAUUGAAUAAAUUGCAAUAGAGGAUGAGACCUGGAAGACGAGUGAAGGUUUAUGAUUUCAUAACUAUUAGUAGGUAACUCAACUACUGCAAUUGUUGUUGAUAGUUGAAUUUGAGAUCAUUUUUUGAUAUCAGAGCUCUUACAAUCAUGAUGCAUCAAUAGUUUGAUGUAUUGUUAUAAAUACAGUACAGUGUAUAUGGGCCAUCAUAGGAUUCCUAUAUGCCUUCCUAGCCUGCAAGCAAGCUCUCCUAUUUGGUCGAGCAAAACGGGCCGCGCGAGCAAGCGGCGAAGCUGCGAGGGGCUGGUGAAAGAAGAGCUUGCAACCAUCCCUUACAAAUUUUCAUUUGUACUUCGCCCAGACGAGGGGAAAUACCAUUGGCUGAAAAAUGACGUUCCGGAAAUUAAAGUUGAGUGAUACCAGGCCUAGCAGGCCUACCCUAAAUUUUCCCGGGAAAUGCAGAAACACGAUGUUCUUUUCGCCAAAAACCCGUGUUAUGAGCUCACUCCGAAAAAGAAAACCGGCAGAGGAAGAAAAUCGCUUUCUCCUUCUGUCAUAGACAACUGUCGUCUGUGUGGUUGUUCAUUUAAAGUCAAAUUUGGAUCUCAGGCCCAUCAUUUUGGUGUUAUUCUGGCAAAGCUGUGUGAAAGUGUUGGCUUGCCAGUAAAAUAUUGCGAGGAUAAGUCGAGAUCAGAAACCUUCAUCAGUUGUUUUCGAGUGAAGAGAGAUUCAAGCGCUGCCUUCCAACGUCGGUUUCCUCGCCCGAUCGAAGUCCACUGA